This is a messenger RNA of Enterobius vermicularis (human pinworm), 2223 nucleotides long. The record is from the annotation of a GenBank genome assembly. NCBI's taxonomy places the organism in Eukaryota, Metazoa, Nematoda, Chromadorea, Rhabditida, Oxyuridae.
AUUAUCUCCCACCGAGUUGAACUGUUAUUCAAAUCUAAGGCGUAUUUAGAACGUUUGAAGCGGCAGUUAGAAAAUAACACCUAUGAAUGUAUGAUUUGCUGCCAAAUUAUUCAGGCUAAUCAGUGGAUCUGGACCUGCACGAAGUGUUAUCAUAUGUUUCACAUAAAUCGGUCUAAUUCUUCUGGUUGCAUUACUCAAUGGGCAGUUAAAAGUCGAGAUACUGAUGGAGAGUGGCGUUGUCCAAGUUGCCAAAACAUCUCUUUGGAAAUACCGAAAGAGUACAAAUGUUUUUGUGGAAAAAGGAAUAAUCCACCUACAAGAAGGUUUCCUGAAACACCGCAUUCUUGUGGUGGUACCUGUGGACGAAGCAGAGGGCAUGGGUGUCCGCACCCAUGUACUGAAGAAUGUCACCCCGGUCCAUGUUGUCCAUGUCCAGCUACGGUUACGUGUUCGUGUGACUGUGGGACAGAAAUUAGAACUCUGCGUUGUGGAACUCCCAAACAGUUCAAAUGCGACAAAGUAUGUGGGAAACUUCUGAACUGCCGGUCUCAUAAAUGUGAAAUUGUAUGUCAUGCAGGCCCUUGCAUGGACUGUAAAGAGAAGGUUCGACAGAUCUGUUUUUGCGGCUUAGCGAGCCGUGAAGUACCAUGCAGUGCUGAGGAUUCUUCAUCUGUUCAUUACAGUUGCGGUGCUCCUUGUGAUGGAAAAUACAAUUGUGGUGUUCAUAAAUGCACGUCCAGGUGUCAUGAAAAAAAGAAAGAUGGAACGUGUGGUCCUUGUCCAUUAUCACCAGAUUUAAAGCACUACUGUCCUUGUGGCUGUAGCAGAAUACCAGAAGGAAUAAGAAGAGCUUGUUCAGAUCCAGUUCCCACUUGCGGGAACACAUGUAACAAAGUUCUUCCUUGCGGUCCAAAAGAUAAACCGCAUCGUUGUAAACAGCUCUGUCAUGAAGGGCCUUGUGCACCUUGCCUGGACAACACUGUUGUUACUUGUCGUUGCAAAGCAUUGAAAAAAACGCUGCCGUGUUGCUACUUCCUUAUCUUCAUCUCUCAAAGUUUUUUAGAAUCGAAUCCUUUGUUGUGUGAAAAACGGUGUAAAAAGUUGAAGAGUUGCCAGAACCAUCGAUGCCAAGCUGUCUGUUGUGUAGAAACAGAGCACGUUUGUUUACAGGAAAAUUUAUUUACUGUAUGCAACAAAAAGCUUGACUGUGGAAACCAUUUCUGCGAUCGGCUUUGUCACAUUGGACAGUGUCCGAAGUGCCUCCAAGCUAGUCUGUUUUUUGUCUUUUACCAUUCUUUUUUGCUCUGCAUGAAAUACUGUUUGUGCGGUAAAACUGUUCGAGAACCUCCCAUUCCUUGUGGGACUCCAUUACCGACGUGUGAUGCUCCUUGUUCGAGAACUCAUUCUUGUUCUCACCCUCCACUACACACUUGUCACGCAGAGCCAGAGUGUCCGCCAUGCACGGUACUUACUGCUAAAGAAUGUUAUGGACGGCAUGAGAUGCGCGCAAACAUUCCAUGUUAUCUAAAUGAGGUUUCUUGUGGCAAGCCGUGCAAUGCACCGUUACCCUGUGGAGUUCACUUCUGUAAGCGUACAUGCCAUCCUCCUCCUUGCGUCCCUGCAGAGGACUAUGUAUGUAAACAACCUUGCCCAAUAAAGCGUACUGAUGGAGACUGUGAGCAUCCAUGUGGUUUGCCGUGUCAUGGCAGCUCGGUUUGUCCGAAAAGCGAGUGUUUGACGAAGGUGACGGUUACAUGCAAUUGUAUGCUCAGGAAAGCAGAAAUGAAAAUGGCAAUGAAAAUGGAUGAUUUAGCGGAAGAGAAGUCAUUCUUGGGUGGACGUCAAAUUCUGAAAUGCUCUGACAGCAGUGACAACUUGCAUUGCGAUGCCGAGUGUCGCCGUAUUGGUCGUAACAAAGCAGUAGCAGAAGCCUUGAAUAUAAAAACUGAUCAUGGUGUUUCUGGAGUUGCAUCAUCUAUGUAUACUGACUUUUUGAAAUCAUAUCUUAAAGCAAAUUUCAAACACGUUCAGGCUGUUGAAGACAUCCUGAUAGGAUUGGUACAUGAACUUGAAAACACGUGUGAAACUCAUUCAUUUCCACCAAUGAAUUCGGAGUUGCGACGUGUUAUACACGAGUACGCAUCAUAUUUUAAAAUAGAAACAAGAAGCUAUGAUUCAGAACCAAUGAGAAACGUUGUUGCCACGGCGAAAAGGUCAGGGUAA